AUGGCGGAACCCUUGUCAGAUCCUAAAGCUACAGAGUCUACAGUUUUGCCUAACACUGUAGAUUCUUCAGCUGAUCAAACAUCAACCGAAAAAGUUGCGAACGCAGCAUCAAAUGCUAUGUUCACUGCCUCUUCAACAUUCGUAGGUGUUGCGGAUAAUAUGUUUUCUAUGUUUGGUGGGGGUGCCAAGAAAGAGAGAAAAGACGAUGAAGACCGUGGUGACAACUCUGGAAGUGCAAAAGCUAAGAGGGAAGCUGAAAAAGAAGCCGCCAAGGAAGAAAAUAAUGAGGAAAAAGAUGAAACUCCCGAGUCCGAAGAUGUCCAUUUUGAACCUGUAAUUCGUCUUACAGAAAAAGUGGAGACGAAAACAAAUGAGGAACUUGAGGAGCAGACUUUCAAGAUGCGUGCCAAAUUAUUCCGCUUCGUGAAAGAAAGUAAUGAAUGGAAAGAGCGUGGUACCGGCGACGUUCGCCUGCUCAAGCACAAAGAAAAUGGAAAAACUAGAUUAGUUAUGCGAAGAGAUAAGACUCUGAAGGUUUGCGCCAAUCACUAUGUUGUACCCGACAUGAAGCUUUCCCCGAAUGUGGGCAGCGAUAGAAGUUGGGUCUGGAAUGCUGCCGCAGAUGUGAGUGAAGGCGAACCAGAGGCGCAAACCUUGGCGAUUCGAUUCGCCAAUUCCGACAAUGCCAAUCUUUUUAAGGAGGCUUUCAUGAAAGCACAAAAAGAGAACGAGGUACUCUUCUCAAAAAUAGCAGAAGUUGAGGAAACAGCUGAAGAAAAAUCAUGA
Molecule: messenger RNA, 786 nt
Organism: Blumeria graminis f. sp. triticale
Lineage: Eukaryota; Fungi; Ascomycota; Leotiomycetes; Helotiales; Erysiphaceae
Source: the annotation of a GenBank genome assembly